Molecule: messenger RNA, 2984 nt
Organism: Rhipicephalus sanguineus (brown dog tick)
Lineage: Eukaryota; Metazoa; Arthropoda; Arachnida; Ixodida; Ixodidae
Gene: Rtnl1
Product: reticulon-1-A
Exons: 8
Coding region: 122-1357 (411 amino acids)
Source: RefSeq, a predicted model, not a curated record
CGCGCCGCCGCUGGUUGACUACGCUAGCAGACGACAGCACUCUGACGGGCCCUUUCUACCGGUGCGGACUUCAACGGCUUCUCCUCAUAGUGCCCUGCCCAGCAGCUCUUCAAUCGCCGCAAUGGAUAUUUGGAGCUCUUAUGCGAAAGACACAGGCGACGAUUCGCCCAACGCGCAGAAGAAGCCUCUAGUCUCCGAAUCCGUGAAUGCACUGAGCGAAGACCUCGCCCAGUUCGCCACCGGCAGCGCUGUGACAGAUGCGGCGAGGAGCGCCGCUUCUUCAGCCUCCCACGGCGGCGAUGCGAUCCCUUCAGCCAAGGAUAACCACGAUCAGCUGGAUCUCCUUUCAGAUUUCCAGCCGAACGCCGCCGCGGCGAGCUCCGCUCCGGCCGCUGCGGACAGCAGCACCACGCCGUCGGCCUACGACAUCGGCGAUUUAUUACAUGACGCAUCGCCGGCGGCUGGCGGAGCUCCGCUCUUGAAGCCUAGCGCGCCGCCAGCGCCCGAGAAGGUCGCGCCAGCGGCGGCCGAGCCCGAUUUAGAACCCCGUCCAGAGCCGAAAAACCCGCCUCCACCCAAACAGACAGCGCCGGAGGAGUUGUUGCCCGUAGCGGACGUUAAGCCUACGCCCGUCACAUCAGCGUCGACUACUAAGCCUAAAGCAGCCGAAAUGCAGAGAGAAGCGACUUCGACCACGAGUUUUUCGAAGGACAGGCCGUCGUGUUGCAUUUUUUCGCCAGGAUCCGGCUGGAGUCCAGCGUGUCUGCAUCCAUGCGUGGAGGAGCUGGUGUACUGGCGGCAGCCCAAGAAGAGUGGCCUGGUGUUUGGGCUGGUGCUGGCGGUGCUGCUGUCGCUGACAUGCUUCUCGUUGAUCAGCGUGGUGGCCUACUUGGCCCUGGGCAGCCUUAUGGUGGCCAUCGCCUUCCGUGUCUACCGCAACGUGCUCCAGGCGGUCCAGAAAUCCUCCGAGGGACACCCCUUCAAGGAGUACCUGGAGAAGGACCUUUCGCUGCCCAAGGAGCGUGUGCACGAGACGGUUGACGUGGUCAUCAAGCAUGUUGAUGCAACGGUGGCUCGCCUGCGCAGCCUCUUCCUGGUUGAGGACCUCGUGGACUCACUAAAGCUUGCCCUCCUGUUCUGGGUGCUGACCUACGUGGGAUCCUGGUUCAAUGGGAUGACCCUCAUCAUUCUGGCCUACGUCUCUGCAUUCACGCUUCCCAAGGUCUACGAAACCUACAAGACAGAGAUUGACCAGUACCUGGGCCUGGCCAGGACACAUGUGGGCAACGUGAUUGGCACGAUCAAGUCCAAGAUCCCCAUGGGUGGCCAGCAAGCCCAGAGGCCCAAGGAGGAGUGAAAAGGGCUCCAGUGAUUCUCUUGUCCUCAUCAUGACGGAUUCCAAGAUGUUCCAAGAGAAAAACCACCAGAGGACAGGACUCAGUCUUUUUUUUUUUUUUUUUAAUCCCCGACCUCUGAAGUAUGCUUUAUUUUUUUUAUUUUUUUAAGUUGAUGAAUAGUAGCCGUAUCGUGGACCUCAUAAUUGUGCUAGGGGUAGACGAAGAGUCAUGUUCUCUUCACUUGUUUUUGUAACAAAGAAACUCUUGACAAAAUGUUACAUAGUCCAGUGUCAUUUGUCAACUUUUUUUUUGUCAAACUCUUCCUUCUUAUUCUCUCUGGCUUGGCUGUUAUAACUGCUGUAAAAGUGAUUUCUCCCGUUCCUUUGAACUUUUUCUUUUUUCUUUGUUCCUGUGUUGGUUGUUUUUUCACAACUGAUUUUUCUUCUCGAGCUAAGUUCUGUUACUGCACUUCACCAUCCUGAUUUUUUUUUUCAUAGAUGUUCAGUUGUUAUCGUGAUCGACGUGUAAUGGUUCAAUUAUUGAUUUCUUGCCAAGCAUGUACAGAACCAUUGUCGGUUUGUAGCCAACGGGAAUUUUUUUUUUACAGGGGGAAAAAUUCUUUUCAAAAGAAUCGUUUCAGAUCGUGAGAGCAUCUGGGAAUGCAAGUGACUGUUCUGUUCAGAUAUUUACGACAUACUUAAUGCGUUACACAUUAGCUGGUAAGGCUGGAAAAAAAAUGCUUGUGCUCGCUGUUCUCUUUUGCAGAGUGCAUUUCUGUUGUUGCUCCUAAUAUAAAGUACCGCACAGAAUUGUGUACCGUUCGUUUUUCUCGGGAUGCUGUGGAGUCCGUACCUGCGUAGCUGCACUGUGUACAGCGACCUCUCCGUUUAUUUAUUUUUUUUUUCUUUUUGAGUGGUUGAAUGAUGAAGGCUCGAGUCCAAUCUCAACAUUUGCUGUUUCCUGUCAGCGGCAUUUGUAAAUGGCUGCCAUGUUAUCAAUGCAAACCGUUGCGCAAGGACAUGGAGAGGUUGCUCGCGCUGUCGGCGGUUUCUCGUUUAAAUCCUUUCUUCCUUUUUCGACUCGUAACCGAUACGCGUGCGUGUGUAUGUGUGUGCCGUUCCUUGGGUUUUUGCUAGCCCAGGGCGAUUGUUCACCUUUUGUUACGGCGUGUCUGUGUUGGAAGGGGUUGCCGUGGGGGUUCGAAGAAUAACGCGACGGAGUAUCUUGCAGAGGUGAACCGCCAUAAUCCAACAUUACCGAAGAACCAGAUUAAAGGCUGUGUGGUGUGCAUGUUUAUGCUUUGCAGCACCGUGUGUUGACGUUGAUGUUGCCGUGCGGAGUACAUGAGAGACGCGGAGGAGAGAGAAAAAAAAGUUGCAUUGAAAAACGGAUUGCGUCUCCUUUGCUUUCGAGUGUUUUUUCACGAAAUGAAGCUUUUUCUAAACCAUUGCAGUUAGCGAGACCUAUAUCUGGGCUGUUUGACCCUCUUCACUCCGCCUGUUUGCAGCACAUAUUUAUUGCAUCGAGGACGUUGACCUGUGCACUUUUCUACAUUCGUGUUCAGGAGGUGUGGUUUCGUCGUCCAGUGUAGUAGUUUCGUUCUCCGUUGGAAACUACAAUAAAGCAUUCCCCUAGACCGCCCCUUCA